UGAGGCGACCUGGAGCAGGGCUUUAAAUUCGGCAACACCCUGAUUUGGUAGCUUGCGUAAUGGGAAGAUGAAUCGCUGUUGAAGGUGAAAGUAAACCAGUCAUUUUUAAAUGGGGAAAUGGAGACCUGCAUGCAAAUGAAUGAGGUUAAGAGGAACCAACCACAAAAAGAUCGACAGAAUCAUUUUUGACGUUUGUGGUAUGUCAGUAACGACGAGAAGACACGACGAAUAUAAUUGCAAACUAAGUUUGAUUAACUUUUUCAUGCCUGAUACUGAUGGGCAUAACUCAUUUAUCAAGAACUUCAGUUCCUCGUUUUUAAGUGCCAGAGAGAAUUUGUCCGGGUGUUUGAACGUUUGCGAUCCUAAAGCAGUGGGUGUAGGCUACAUUUCCCGGAAGCUCGCCUGUGCACAGUUUUGGAACGACUAAAGAGUCAAUGAGUGAGAGGCAUGGCUGACUGGAACCUUGGUGUGGGAACGUUGAUCGAGACCAAUCUCAAUGGGCUUGCAGUCCUGCUGGACAAUGCCAAGUGUGGGUGGAAACAGCUGGCUAAAGCUGCGAUGGAUCAGCCACGCUUCCGCUGCAGCGAGAGUGAGCUGACCAAUUGCUCGCUCCAGGUCCUGAACUGUAGCGGCAGUUCAGGGCGCUUUCUCCUCGACAUGCUGAAAGAGCGUGGAUGUACCUUGGCCUUUCUCCUGCAGUGCCUCCGAAAGAUGGAGCAUCAUGAGGCAAUAGAGUAUCUCACUACUGCAGUGGAGCAGAUCCAGAUUACAGUGCAGCCUCAGCCACAGCAUGCCCUAGAGGGAAGCAGAGUGGUGUUGAGCUGCAAGGGCUCCGGCCCCCCUACUCUUGGCUACCAGUGGUUCAAAGGCAAAGAAGAGAUCCCAGGAGGAAGUGGCCCUAAUCUGGUGGUGCCUUUCCUUACGGCGGUUGAGCAGGGCCACUAUAUCUGCCGUGUUAACCAUGGGGAAAGAUUCAUCUUCUCCAACUGGGCACAUGUGCGUGUGAUCCGGUCAGGCAACUCUAGCUCAGAGGCUAGUAGCACCUUUUUUCCUACGACAAGUGGAUUGCGAAUCAUUUAUCAGCCAAGGCAACAGACACUAUCUGAAGGAGAAGACCUGCUCCUUCGGUGCUCUGCAGAGGCAAAUCCUCCUCCUCAAUACCAGUGGUACCAUAAUAAAAAACCUCUAGAAACAGCAGUUAACUCCAAACUGAAGAUACCGGGUGUAACAACAGCAGAUAGAGGAAGUUAUUAUUGUCGAGUCUUCAAUCUUUACCAUGAAAUCAGGAGCGAAGAGGUCCACAUAAACAUUGGACCAAGUUCCAUGACUGAGGUCUGGAAAUCAGAUGAUGAAGAUCUGUCUACAGGGUCCACUAGGCCGCCUAGCAGCUUCUAUGAUCUGUCUAUGGGGUCUACUAGGCCGCCUAGCAGCUUCUAUGCCACAGAUAAGGUCGCUCUCCUUAUGGGUAACAUGAACUACCUUCACCACCGCCAGCUUCGUGCACCUAUGGCUGAUGUGCAUGAACUGACAAACCUGCUACGCCAGCUAGACUUCAAGGUUGUAUCUCUACUAGAUCUCAACUGGCAGGAGAUGCACAGUGCUGUGACUGAGUUCCUCCUGCUGCUUCAUCGUGGGGUCUAUGGCCUUCUCUACUUUGCUGGCCAUGGCUAUGAGAACUAUGGUAAUAGUUUCAUGGUGCCCAUAGAUGCUCCAGCCUCCUAUACCUCAGAACACUGCUUGUGGGUUCAAGGGGUGCUGCAUAGGAUGCAGGAGCGGGAAACCGGUCUUAAUGUCUUUCUGUUGGACAUGUGUCGCAAAAGGAACUUAAAUGAUGUCACCAUACCACGACCUGAUGCUAGGAAAGUGACUGCAAACAUAGUGUUUGGUUAUGCUACGUGUGUGGAUGCUGAGGCUUAUGAGGUGAAUAAAGAUGAUCUGUCCAAUGGCAUUUUCAUAAGCUAUCUGAAGAAGAGACUUAUGGAAGAUGAAAAGGUUACUGUAAUGCUGGACAGAGUGGCUGAGGACAUGGGCCGGUGUAGGAUCACACGUGGUCGGCAGGCCCUGGAGCUACGAAGUAAUCUGUCUGAGCGCAGAGCGCUGACAGACAAAAUCCAGAGCACUGACUGCUCUGUAACAUCAGCACGUAAUCUACAGUGGGCCAUCGCUCAUGUUUUGCCAGAGAGCCGGACGUUAGAGUUUGAUUGUGGUGUGAAGGUGCAGCUGGGGUAUGCAGCCGAGUUUUCCAACAUAAUGAUCAUCUACACCCGGAUAUUACAGCAGCCCAAGGACAUAGACCACUGCUCUGCCCAGCUGUCUAACUUCUCUGAGGACCUGGAGAUAGACCUCAAACACACAAAUCAAGAGAGUCUUGAGGAAGCUGGGAGUAUAUUAUUUACAAUAGAUUUUCUGCCACAGCCAGAAGUCCCAAAGCUGUACACCCGUCUCAAAGCACUUCAGAGACUAAAGAAAGAGCUGACAUUUACAGUUUGUCUUCACUACCAAUACUCAAACCUGGAGGAGGAGGUUCAAGAGAGGCAAACUGUCUCCAUUGGCAAACCUCUGGUGUCCAAACUUAAUCUCCAUGAGCCCACUUGUUCUUCAUCGUCCUCUUUUGAUUUUAAUUCAUCAAGCCUACCAGAGUCAGCCAUGUACACCCAGGGCCUGGGUGAGCCCUCUGAGACAUCCACUGCCAGCACGUCCGCUGCCACAAGCUGGUCCUACUACUCUACCCCAGGGGAGACUCCAGAAGUUCCACCCUCCAAUAAAGUCAAUUUGCCAGAAGAAAAUCUUGACACUGAUGAAUGUCAACCUUACUCUGCAACCAAAAGCCUUCCCUACGCUCCUGUGGAUGACAUCACAUUCCGUUUUAGCAACAUGCAGAAUUUUCAUUCCUUGUAGUGCAGAUGGAUGAGGACAACCUUAUUUUUCUGCAUAAUGGCGUGUAGGCCUAUAUUUUGAAACAUAUUUGGGUCAAACUGGAGAACUUUGUUCUCAUUGUUUGACGGGGAUAGAAAAAAGGCAUAUUUGUAUGUUAAUAUGAGCCUUGCUAAGAGUAUAUUUUCCUGUAGUUUGGUAAAGAUUUUACAAGACAUGCGACUUAAUAAAAUGUGUGUAACAAA
Messenger RNA from Clupea harengus (Atlantic herring), 3119 nucleotides. It is a transcript of the gene malt2, whose product is annotated as MALT paracaspase 2. Lineage: Eukaryota; Metazoa; Chordata; Actinopteri; Clupeiformes; Clupeidae. Gene Ontology annotation, molecular function: cysteine-type endopeptidase activity. Gene Ontology annotation, biological process: proteolysis. The record is from RefSeq and is a predicted model, not a curated record.